UUCUCCGCUUUGCUUUGCGCACCGUUUCGUUUCGUUUUACUAUUUUUUUCAGAUAUUUAGACGAAAACAAGAAUCCGCAUUCUGAUUCUGAAGAUUCAUGUCUAAUCUCAUUUCUUUCUUCCCUUGGUUGGAGCUCGUUUUUUAGGAGCUCAGCAGUUGAUGGACUGUUACCCCAAGAGCAGUGACAAGAAAACAUUAAAGAGGUGGUUUUUUAUUGAUAAAAGAGUUGGGUGAAGUGGAAAUCUGAUAAAUAUUAUUUUGAUUGGUACUCUAUACUCCUUAAAGUUCUUACAUUGUUGCUGGACUGUAAAUUGAUUUAAAAUCUGGAUCCCAUGGACUUGAAGUCGAAUCAUACUCCUGUUCUCACUGAUGCUGCACCUGUAACAAAGUCUAGACUGGGUGUGCAUUCCAGUUUGUUGCCUUACUCCCAUGCUGGGACAACCUUUACACAUGGAAUGUUAUUGACUAUCCCGAGGAAGAAGACAGGAAUUCUUGAAGAUGUUCGUUCUAGUGGUUGGUUGGAUGCCAUGAAAUCAUCUUCACCUCCAGCCAGGAAGAUAACAAAGGAUGUUGGCCAUGGGUUUGCAUCAUCUGAUUCUGAAACUGCUGGUGCUUAUUUUAGCUGGCUGCUAAAAUACCCAUCCGCACUUGCAUCUUUUGAUCAAAUCAUGAACUAUGCAAAAGGGAAAAGAAUUGCGCUGUUUAUGGAUUAUGAUGGAACUCUUUCACCAAUUGUGGAUAAUCCUGACUGUGCUUUCAUGUCCGACAAUAUGCGUGCUGCUGUUAAAAAGGUGGCAGAAUAUUUUCCAACAGCAAUAAUUAGUGGAAGAAGCCGUGAUAAGGUAUAUCAAUUUGUAGGACUAACAGAACUCUAUUAUGCUGGUAGUCAUGGAAUGGACAUCAUUGGGCCUGUUAGACAAUCUGUAUCUGAUAAUCACCCAAAUUGCAUUAGGUCUACAGACAAGCAGGGUAAGGAAGUAAAUUUAUUCCAACCUGCUGCGGAAUUUCUGCCCAUGAUUAAUGAGGUACUUAAUUCUCUUGAAGAGUGUACGAAAGACAUUAAAGGAGCUAAAGUUGAGAACAAUAAAUUUUGUGUAUCUGUGCACUACCGGAAUGUAGAUGAAAAGUAUUGGGAUUUGGUGGGGCAACAUGUUCAUGAUGUUCUGAAGGGCUAUCCGCGUUUGCGCUUAACUCAUGGGCGGAAGGUUUUAGAGAUCCGACCUGUGAUUAACUGGGAUAAGGGAAAAGCUGUCACGUUUUUACUUGAGUCACUUGGGCUAAACAAUUGUGAUGAUGUGCUUCCUAUAUAUAUUGGAGAUGAUCAGACUGACGAAGAUGCAUUUAAGGUUUUGAGAGAGGGAAAUAAAGGUUAUGGGAUCUUGGUGUCUUCGGCACCAAAAGAAAGCAACGCAAUUUACUCUCUUCGUGAUCCAUCAGAGGUCAUGGAAUUUCUCAAGUCCCUUGUGUUGUGGAAAUCAAGCACCUUAAAAAGCCUUAUAUAGUGUAUAGAGGAGAGAAUAUACUCUGCUAUACUAUACUAUGUCAUAAAAACAGCUUUUUUCGAUUUUGGUUUUCUCAGAAACAUUCCAAGAGGUUUACUGGAGCAGAUUUACGCACAGAAGAACCUCUUUUGGUAACAACAGCGUUGUCGCUACCCAGUUGUUUUGCUCGAAGCUCUUGUGGUAGCUGUAAAUUCGUCAACUCAUAAUUAUAAAUAUCUUAAAGAAUUAAAGAAUGAGCUGAGUUGUUUCGUUUUUUUUUUCCUUCUCUCAUUACAAAUGUAUUGAUAUUUAAUCAUUGAUGUUUCAGUUUUGAUCACUAUAUCUAACCACUAAAACGGGAGUCACACAUGCGAAAUCAUUCAUUUGUUAAGUCAUUUUGCAUGUAGUUUGACUGUUUGAAUAAUAUAAUUUAUGAUAGCUUUUGAUGA
Messenger RNA from Glycine soja, 1930 nucleotides. RefSeq names its product trehalose-phosphate phosphatase A-like. Gene Ontology annotation, molecular function: trehalose-phosphatase activity. The record is from RefSeq and is a predicted model, not a curated record. Gene Ontology annotation, biological process: trehalose biosynthetic process. Lineage: Eukaryota; Viridiplantae; Streptophyta; Magnoliopsida; Fabales; Fabaceae. The coding region runs from base 333 to 1502 and encodes 389 amino acids. The transcript has 13 exons.